AUGCUUGUCGUAGCUGAGUUGAAACCUCCGGACAAAGACGAGUCCUUGCCACCAGCAGCACGAACAUCAGCGAAAAUCUCCAAAAAAGAAGAGUACAAAGAAGCUUUCAUGGAAGAAAUUGGAAGUGAAGACUGCCGUUCGGAAUCUGCACGCUUCACGUGCCAUGUUCAUUGGAUACGCCAUUUUUUCACAACUAUCGUGAUGCGACGCGCUGCCUUGUGA
Molecule: messenger RNA, 222 nt
Organism: Necator americanus (New World hookworm)
Lineage: Eukaryota; Metazoa; Nematoda; Chromadorea; Rhabditida; Ancylostomatidae
Exons: 1
Coding region: 1-222 (73 amino acids)
Source: RefSeq, a predicted model, not a curated record